Messenger RNA from Chelonus insularis, 2443 nucleotides. RefSeq names its product organic cation transporter protein-like. The transcript is spliced from 9 exons. Lineage: Eukaryota; Metazoa; Arthropoda; Insecta; Hymenoptera; Braconidae. Gene Ontology annotation, cellular component: membrane. Bases 567 to 2174 code for a protein of 535 amino acids. The record is from RefSeq and is a predicted model, not a curated record. Gene Ontology annotation, molecular function: transmembrane transporter activity. Gene Ontology annotation, biological process: transmembrane transport.
GACAAACUUGCCGACCACUUCAGUUGCUUAUGUGCGAUGCUUGCUGCAGCAACUAACUAGCUCAAUUAGUUAUUGUAAACCUGAAAUAAUUUUCGCAUUAGAAUCAUCAGAGUAGUAAAAAAGAACUGGAAUUAUUCUUUCAUUUAUAACUUUUUUGUUGCCUCCAAUUCUAAGUUCAACUAUUGUAUUGUUUAUUAUUCAAAAAAUAACGGAGUUGCUACAACGUAUGAUUUUAUCUUCUAAUUGGCAUAUUAAGUUUACUUGAUCUCUUAAUUAGACUUUGUUUGCAUAAAGCGUGAAAUUAUUGUUUUACGUCUUAAAGAAGGAUUAAGUUUCACUCAGAGAGACAGUUAAAAGAACAGCAAUCAAGGAACACGUGUGCUGCAAGUAAGCGCAACGCCAAGACCUAGAAUAGAACAAGUGCUGAUGCAGAGAUUCGGUCCGUGGGACCGAACAAUUCCAGUUGUUCGAAUUAACUAUUCUUCUACACAAAUCAACUGAUUCACUGAUCAGAUAAACAAGUCAGAAGAUAGAAGAAUAUUCAGAGUAUAGCAUCGACCGGUGCUAUGAAGAAUAUUUCGACUAAUGGAUAUGCUGAAGUGAAUGGAAACAAUGUUGUUAAAGAAAAAGAAGAGAAGGUCGAAUAUGAAGAGGUGGAUGCGAUAUCGGAAGCAAUGGGAGCUAUGGGAAGAUGGCAAGUUUUAGUAUGCAUCGCUAUCUCUCUAGUAAAAUUUCCUGUAGCCUGGCACCAGCUUGCUAUUGUCUUUAUGGCACCCCAGAAGCAAGAAUUUAAUUGUACCAGUCCUGCAAGAUCUGAUAAUAAAGAUCAAUGUCUUGUCAGUAUUAAUGGGACUCAACUGGAGUGUGAAGAUUGGGAUUUUGACAAAAGUAUUUUUCCCGAAACUAUAAUCUCACAGUGGGGUUUGGUUUGCAAUCGAUCUCAUUACGCCAAUGUUCUACAGUCAAUUCUGAUGUUCGGUAUUUUACUUGGUAAUAUCACAUUCGGAAGUUUAGCCGAUAGGUAUGGAAGGAAGAUUCCACUGAUGAUCUCUGUAAUUUUGCAAUUAGCAUCAGGAAUAGGAUGUGCAAUUGUUCCUUGGUUUCCAGCAUUAUUGCUUCUUAAGUUAUUGAGUGCUAUGGCCACAGGUGGUACAAUGGUGACUAGUUACGUAAUUUGUAUGGAAAUCGUUGGAAUUAAAUGGAGAGCAGCAAUCACAGUUCUUUAUCAAAUUCCUUUUAGUCUAGGGCACAUGUCUCUAGCAGGAAUAGCAUACUUAUUCCGUCACUGGCAGCAUCUUCAAUUAGCUAUUAGCUUACCAUCGAUUAUUCUUCUUAGUUAUUGGUGGAUUGUACCAGAAUCUCCACGAUGGCUUUUAGCUGUUGACAAACAACAGGCUGCUUGUAAAAUACUCAAGAAAGCAGCGAAAAUGAACAAAGUAGAAGAAAAAGAUAUUCCUGAACUAGUUAGGAAGCAUUAUUUGCAUCAGCAUUCAAGAAAAUCAGCCUCUGAUCACUCAGCAUCGAUUUUAGACCUUUUACGAACUCCAAACAUGAGGAUAAAGUCACUAUCGAUUUUUUUUAACUGGAUAGUUUGCGGAAUGGGCUUAUUUGGCAUGACCCAAUAUAUAGGGCAAGUUGGAGGAGAUAUUUUCCUUAAUUUUGCAGUCUCUGGAGUCACUCAAAUCCCUGGAAAUUUUGUUGCCUGGUGGGCAAUGAAUAGACUGGGCCGAAAAAUUACUCUUAUUGUUAGUCAUAUCACUGCCGGACUUGCUGCACUACUAUUGAUUGUUACUCCACUGAACAUAGCAUGGCUCAGACUUAUUUUCGCCUGCUUUGGAAUUGUGGGAAUGUCUGUAUCAUUUACCACUGUCUACCUUUUUUCUGGCGAGCUUUUUCCCACUGUAGUCAGGAAUAUUGGUGUUGGCACCAGUAGCAUGUGCGCAAGAAUAGGUUCAAUGGUGGCACCGUUUGUUGUCUCUUUGAGUUUAAUAAGAGAUUGGCUUCCACCUUUACUAUUUGGUAUAUUACCACUUAUUGGUGCAAGUUUAGUUGUCUUGUUACCAGAAACUAACGACUGUAAACUACCAGAAACACUUCAGGAUGGUGAAGACUUUGGAAAAAAAAUUAAAAAGAAUCAACAGACAAAAGAUGUUGAAGCAGAAGACGUACUUUAAUUCAGAUGUUCCAUUUCGGAUUUUAUAUAAGAAGCUGCAAGAUGCUGUAGUUAGUGAUAUUUUAAUUAUUCCAUAUAUUUAUUUAUUACAUCAAAUACGAUGGACAUUCAUAGGUAAAAAUUCGUGAGCAUUUUAUACUGAAUUCACUCAAAUACGUGAAAAUUUUAAAACAAUCGAAAGUUCAAAAUAAGAUUAUAAAAUAAAAGUAAUGUUAAUUGUAUUUUUUAUAUGAAAUCAAAUUACGAACGUGUAUAUUUUUGUAUAUUAUA